CCAGGUGUACAGAAAGAUGUCAACCUGGAUAUGCCAAGAUGGUUCAAGAAGGAAAGCCCAUUUGCUGCUAUGCUUGUGCUCGAUGUGCGGAAGGGACCUUCUCCGCCCAGGAAGAUGCAGAACAUUGCACCAAAUGCCCAGAGGAUCAACAUUCAAACAAGGACAGAGAUCAAUGUGUCCCCAAGAUUAUCACCUUCCUGGCUUAUGGAGAAUAUUUGGGAAGCGUUUCAGCUUCUGUUGCCCUCUUCUUGUCCUUAACAGCAGGCAUCGUGUUGGGAAUCUUCAUUAAAUACAAGGAAACUCCCAUAGUCAAAGCCAACAACCGGGACCUCUCCUACAUCCUGCUCGUCUCCCUCCUGCUUUCCUUUUUGUCCUCCUUCCUCUUCAUCGGACGCCCAAGGAAAGAGACCUGCCUUCUCCGGCAAACGGCCUUCAGCAUCAUCUUCUCAGUUGCUGUUUCUUCUGUCUUGGCAAAGACCGUCACGGUGGUGCUGGCCUUCCUGGCCACAAAGCCCGGGAACAGGGUGAGGAGAUGGCUGGGCAAGAGUCUGGCCAACUCCAUUGUCAUCUCCUGUUCUGGGGGGCAAGUUCUCAUCUGCACCAUCUGGCUGGGGUCUUCUCCCCCAUUCCCAGAGCCCGACAUGCGCUCCCAGCUGGAAGAGGUCAUCCUGCAAUGCAACGAAGGGUCUGUGGCCAUGUUUUACGUUGCCCUCGGCUACCUGGGCUUCUUGGCUGCCACCUGCUUCACGGUGGCUUUCCUAGCCAGGAAGCUGCCUGGCUCCUUCAACGAAGCCAAGCUGAUCACCUUCAGCAUGCUGGUCUUCUGCAGUGUUUGGGUGUCUUUUGUGCCCACCUACCUGAGCACCAAGGGCAAGUACAUGGUGGCCGUGCAGAUCUUCUCAAUGUUGGCCUCCAGUGCUGGGCUCCUGGGUUGCAUCUUCCUUCCCAAGUGCUACAUUAUUGUGCUGAGGCCUGAUCUGAACACAAAGGAGCACCUGACAACAAAAUCUUAAGAUUUCUGGUCUUUAAGGAAGUCUUUAC
Lacerta agilis (Sand lizard) is the source of this 1041-nucleotide messenger RNA. Its product is annotated as vomeronasal type-2 receptor 26-like. Gene Ontology annotation, biological process: G protein-coupled receptor signaling pathway. The record is from RefSeq and is a predicted model, not a curated record. The transcript is spliced from 3 exons. Lineage: Eukaryota; Metazoa; Chordata; Lepidosauria; Squamata; Lacertidae. Gene Ontology annotation, cellular component: membrane. The coding region runs from base 39 to 1013 and encodes 324 amino acids. Gene Ontology annotation, molecular function: G protein-coupled receptor activity.